This is a messenger RNA of Symbiodinium sp. CCMP2592, 3816 nucleotides long. The record is from the annotation of a GenBank genome assembly. NCBI's taxonomy places the organism in Eukaryota, Dinophyceae, Suessiales, Symbiodiniaceae.
AUGGUCCGCACCACCAACGCGACCAUCAAGGAGCAUGUGGAGAGGAUUGCGGCCAAGAACUUGGAAGAGGAGUUCAAGGAGAUAAAUGACAUCCCAAAUCCUGAGAAUGUCACAAACAACGCCAGCAAUGCCACUCAUGGUUUCGGCGAGCUCGGGAGGAACUUCGAGUUCAUGAUGUUAAAGCUGGCCCAGCUUGAGACGCUCUGCGAGUUGCAGCAGGUCGAGAUCGAGUCCUUGAAGAAGACAGUGAAAGGGCUUGCGGAGCAUGUGGAUCACGAGGACAGCGUGGCGUCAUUGGUGCAGAAAGACGAGAGCACCAGGAUGCAAGAGGCCCAGAACACGCUGAAGCGAGUGCUCACCAAGCAUGCCCGCCAGCACAAGAGCAAGGACUUCCAUCCGGCACCUCCCAACCAAGACCACAAGCCAGACGCGCAGGAAAAGGCCACCGAAGAACUGCUAUCCGAAGGAGCCAAGCUAAAGCAGAAAAACUCGUGGAAUGUCGGGGGCUGGAUCAACGACGCUGUCCAGGAUACCGUGGACUUGGGCAAGGACGCAGCGCAGGCUGUUAAAAGCGCGGCCAACAGCGCUGCGGCAGAAUACGAGAAAGCUGCAGACAAGGUGGCGUGGGUUGCCCAGAAAACGAUCGACACGGUGGAGAUGGCCGUGCAGAUCCUGGUGAAAGGCUUCACCGACUGGAAUGCAGGAUGCGCAAAUCCUGAGUGGCCCACUAUGAGAUUCUGGAACAAUCAGUUUGGUUCAGGGAUCAUGGCUGAUUGGGGUAAGCAGCAUUGCUGGGUCAGACUCAUGGGCCAACAGAUCGACCUCUUCAAUUGGAACUGGGGAAACACAUGGGUGCAGUACCCUGCCCCUAUCAAGAAAGCGAUCGAUUUCUUUGAGGAUGUCGCAACUUGCGAAGGUGGAGAUGUGUUCAAGUGCAUCACCAAAGAAGUCGUGCAGGCAGUGCCACCGCUGAACGACAUGGUCUCGGGCUGCAGCGGUAGAAACCUGUUCGAGUGCUUUGGCAACCAGAUUGUGUCGAUAGUCCCGGGGCUGAAUCGGAUGGUCACCCUCGGUGAAGACCUCGUGAACUGUGCAGGUGGCUCAGGGGCCGUAGACAUCAUCAAGUGCUUCGGCUUGCGGAUUCUGCAGGAAGUGCCCCCGCUGAGCUUCCUCUCGCGCAUGGGCGAGAUCUUGCGGGACUUCAUCGGGACCUUCGCCAAGAUUGCCACCACAGUCGUGAAGCAUGCCUUAAACAAGGGCCUCGGCUUGGUGCAGACGGCUGCCACUUCCGCAUUUCCAGAGAUCGGCGCACCGCCCGUGGUGCACCACGCCGGCAAGAACCUCGUCGUGAAGACGCAUUCCCAGCCCGCGUACCAGGGCACCGGGGUCAAGGAGCCAAAGCGCAUGUCCACGCUGCAGACGGGCACCAAUGCGACGCAGGCACGCGGUGAUGAUGACGAGGAUGAUGGCGCUGCUGCAGCGAUCACUUUUCAGAUUGAGGGUUAUGGUCCCGAGACCACAGGUCUGAUCACUCAGUUUGACGGGAAGGAGACAGCCACUGGCUCCUGCCUAGCCUUCGCGCCGCGGAACAAAACCGGCGCCGGCGCCCAGGCGACGAAGCGAGACUGGCAGGUGGACAGCAACGACAAGUUCUUGCAGCUGGAGCCCUGGGCUGUUCCUUGUGACAACACCUGGAUGCAGCAAAAUUGGGACAAGUGGCAAGGCUACACCUUCUACACAUCCCGGUCCAACAUCGAGAAGUGUUUGACUGUGACCUUCGCCAUGGGCUUGCAGCCCGUCGCAGCCUUCGUGGGCGGAUUGCAGUUCGAGCUGCUUCCGACACCCUUUUUCGAGUUUGACACGCAAGUUUGCUGGCCGAAGCAUCAUCCAGGUGGCGUGGACAUUAGUGUCCUCCGCUUUUCGAUGCGCUCGGCAGGCAUCGAUCUCCUCAGCCGCACCAUGCGCUUGACGAAGCGCUUCGGCGACGACACGGACUUCGCCGGCAGCAACCUCAACAACGGUACCGCAACCUACCGAAGCCAGCUUGGCCUGAAAUCGGGAUCGGACGUUGAGAGCGGGUCUGCCAUCAACGGGAUGAGUCGGACCUCGACGCUCUUGCAGACCAACAGCAGCCAUGACGAGCAGGCCGAAGAGGUCGCGAUGCAGUGGGCAGACGUGGAGGAGCUCUAUCUGGCAUCCGUGGAGUACGGACCGCACAUGUCUGUCAACAAGACCUCCGAGUUGCGCGGCGCAGCUGCGCACCGCCGCCUCAGCACCCUGCAAUCGGAACCAUCCAAGGAGUCGUACAAGCUCUUCGGCUUCGGAAAUCCGGGACUGGUCUCCUUCGACAUUGAGGGUCUCCUCACCGGCAGCACCCUGGAACUGGGCGUGAAGAUGGGCUUUGGUCCCUUCGAUAGCCCGGCAGUACGGAUUCCGCUCCUGAACAUCGUCGACCAGUUCUCGGCCGUCCUCAUGAGCCUGCCCUGGGUCUCGGCGAGCAGCCGCGCAAAAGCCGAAGCGGCUCUGAGCGAUUUCUCACAGACGGAUGUUGAUGACCAGCUCGAGCUGAGGAAGGCGCCUGCCGACCCGUCCUCCAUGGUGGCUUGGUUCAAGAGCGAAGAUGCUGGUCCGGAGUGGCAGAGCGCAGUGGGCGGCUGGAAGGGUCGCGUGACGAAGGGCAGCGUCACCAAAACAGUCGAGGCGGGGCAUGGGGCGACAAAGGCUGUGCAGUACCUCACUGGCAAUACCCAAGCGGGAUAUGACUUCGGCAAGAUCAUGAAACCGGACUUCACGAUUUGUUCGAUCACCCGCUAUCUCGAGGAAGGUCAGAGGGAACGCAUUCUAUCGAACACCAAUCCCAAUUUCCUCCAUGGCCACUGGGAAGGUGGCACAGGUCUUGCUUUCUACCAUACUUGGGUCACGGCGCGUGGUGGUCCGGGCGAUACCAAUUGGCUUGUGAUGUGUGGCAACAACAACAAGGUUGUCUUCGUGGGCACGGAAAGGAAGAAUAUCGCUCAGCAUCCUGGUGUUCGUGUCGAUGCAGACUUCAACCUGUACAUCAACGACGGCUUCGGCGGCGCCGACACCGAAGUGUCAGACUUCGCUGUCAUGGAGGUCAUCACGUGGAACCGGGCACUCUCGGAGGACGAGAUGUGGACCAGCAUGGAGUACCUGAACUCGAAGCUUCAGGCGCAACUUGGACCUGCCGACCCGUCCUCCAUGGUGGCUUGGUUCAGGAGCGAAGAUGCUGGUCCGGAGUGGCAGAGCGCAGUGGGCGGCUGGAAGGGUCGCGUGACGAAGGGCAGCGUCACCAAAAAAGUCGAGGUGGGGCAUGGGGCGACAAAGGCUGUGCAGUACCUCACUGGCAAUACCCAAGCGGGAUAUGACUUCGGCAAGAUCAUGAAACCGGACUUCACGAUUUGUUCGAUCACCCGCUAUCUCGAGGAAGGUCAGAAGGAACGCAUUCUCACUAGCAGAUAUCCCAAUUUUGUCCAUGGCCACUGGAAGGGUGGCGCAGAAAUUGCCUACUACGGUGCUUGGGUCACAUCGAGUAGUGGUCCGGGCGAUAGCGAUUGGCUUGUGAUGUGUGGCAACAACAACGGGGUUGUGUACUUCGCGGGCACGGAAAGGAAGAGUGUCGCUCAGCAUCCUGGUGUUCGUGUCGAUGCAGACUUCAACCUGUACAUCAACGACGGCUUCGGCAGCGCCACCGCCGAAGUGUCAGACUUCGCUGUCAUGGAGGUCAUCACGUGGAACCGAGCACUCUCGGAGGACGAGAUGUGGACCAGCAUGGAGUACCUGAACUCGAAGCUUUAG